UCCCAAAGCACAGUGUCAGAUAUCUCUGUAGAACAUAGGAUUUUUUUUCAUCCCUAACAGUUCUGUUUUGUUUAGUUUUUAUAGGGCAGUAUGCAGGCAAAGUUUUGUAUUCAUUAAUAUAAUUUUUUAAUAAAAUGGGUAGAUGCGUGCGCGCACAGUUCUUGCGGACAACAAUCCCUGUUUGCUAAAGCCAAGUUGGUGAGUGCUCUGACAACAAAGAAGAGGGAAAGGACGUCUGUUUUCUCCUUCUGUGUUUUUCUGUGACUUCCUUUUUAGCAGGAAGGGGAAAUCAUGUGAUCAAAAGCUUUUCAUUUCAGUUCCCUACAUUAAUGGACGGAUGUACUCUUGGUACACAAGGAGACUAGAGUUUAGUGGGAUGGAAGCCUUAAAAUGCUGUUAAGAGCUCUAAGAAUUUGAGCACAUAAGUUUGCAACGCAUGUGCACUGUGCAGAGACUACGGAAGUGAAUGUAUGUUGGUGUUUUCGCUAGGGAGAUUUUCUGUACUGGGCUGUAACUCAAAGAGUUGGACAUGGUAGAGGUGCAUAGCUUUUGUAUUGGUUAAUGCUGCUGUUAUUGUUCUUGCCCUUGAUUCGUCAGUACCUUAAGAGCCUGUUUAUGUAAAAAAUAUGGACCCAGUGAUUCUAGGACAUAUAAAGAAAGUGUAUAUGUAAAAGCCUGGUUUGGGUAUUGUUGCUGCCUAAUAGUAAGUGGAAUAGGUUGAAGAUGACAGAAGAGUGUAAUGUAGUACCCUGUGAUUAUAUGCAUCUCACACUGACAUGUUUAACGGGGUAAACUAUGCGUUGGUGCAUGACAUGUGAGCCAUAACAUUAUGAGGUGGGUAUAAAGAAAGAGGGUACAUUCUCGCAAUGGCUGCACUUGGGCCACUUGGCAUUGGGCUGAGCAUCGUGUUCGGUGGCUUUGUGUUGGUGCUCCUAGGAGAGCUCUACUAUGUCUUCUUUUGGAAAAAGUAUGGUAUCCUUAGCAGAAGAGUAAGCCGAAUAGGUGCAGAGUACUGCUCAGAAAGGGGUGAUUUUGCCCAUGAAGCAGCUCUGGUUGGGUCAUUUGGGGGUUACUCUGAAUCCUCGGCAGAGGCGGAGUUUGUGGCAAAGCUAUUCCCCAUGGGACCAGAAGGUGGUGAUGACUAUGACAGUUUGUACAUGCAUAGUGUGUUCAGGAACCCAAAUUUUUUAUUCACAAUCAAGGAGGAGACGAAAGAAGAUAUGGAUUUUGAGGAGCCUGGUAAACACAAGGAUGUAGAGAGCAAUAAGAAUGCCUCAUUUCAUUCCGCUACCCAGCCACUGCAGUCUUCACCUUCAAAGAUGUCAUUAGAAUCAACGUCCCCAAAGCAACAGCAGCAGAAGCAAUGGCAACAUCAGCAGCAGCAGAAACAAUGGCAGCAUCAGCAGCCAAAACAACAAUGGCAACAUCAGCAGCAUUUAAAUCAGUUUCCUUACUCUAUUGGGCUAAUACAGCAGCCACAGCUUUUGAGGUCAAUGUCUACCAAGUGUGUCUCCCAUCACGGUCUUAUUGCACCAAUGCACCAUAAUAUGUUAAGGGCAUCCGCAGAUUCACCACAAACGUCACCGAGUCUUCCCUCUUCUCCUGCUCACCGUUCAUCUUCCUCUUCACCUUCCAGACCAAUUUCUGUUUCUGUAUCUCCUAGCUUUUGCUCUAGGUCUAGUUCUCCUAAGCAGCAAGCUUGUAGUAGCUCCGGGUCUAGUUCACCUAAUCAUAGUAGGUCUGGGCUUAGUUCACCUAAUGAACAUGCCUCUAUUAGGGUUGGGUCUCAUUCUCCUCAACUGGUCUCUGUCUCAAACCCCAUAUAUGAGGUUGAUAGUAAUGAAUUUUACUGCAAUGUCAACUCUAAUAAGUUCUCUGCACCCCCACAGCACGAUGGGUUAUCUGGAAGCAACCAGUCUAGCGGUCCCAGUAGCGACUCACUUGAAACUGAAACACCCUUUGGUACACCCAUUUCCUCCCCAUCUCUUCUUACUCCAUCCGAAACUCCUCCCGGCACGCCCCCGCUCACUCCAAUGAAGGCUCCAAAUGACCCCUCUGCAUUCCUUAAAAGUAUGGGUCAAUAUAGGUCUGGAAAAGCCAGUGCCUUGUCCUCAUCGAAGACUAGUCCUUCGUUCUCACCAUCAAACUGUAGCUCUCCAUCGCCAGAUAGCUCUAAGAAAAAACCCAGUUAUUGUCAUUUACAAAGACCUCCAAGAUCUCCUCCCACGGUGGCAGUACCUCAUCAUCUUGUUAGGCAGCCAACGUUAAUGGAGAGAAGAGCAUUUGUUUCCCUGUUCAAUCAGCCUGACCUUCAGACCCUUCCUCGAGAAUCCCCAUGCUGGAAAGUACUUACCCCAAACCCAAUGUUUUGCAAUGGAACAACAAGGCCAGGCUCAAAUAACAGCUCUAAUGCUACCAGUCCUUCUACACCUUUCAGUACAGCACCGUCUACACCCUACUUCACAUCCCCUAACCAGUGCCCAUUAACCGAUUCACAGAAAUUCACUCACUCUUCAAUGUGCAGUUGAGGAGUCAUUUUGUAAGGUUUAUUGUGAACCUCUGGAAAGAUGGAAGGAAAAAGAAAUAAACUUUUGUUGUAAUAUGUAGUUACUGCUAUCAGGAAUCAAAUUUGGAAAGAUUUGAAUGCUCUUCACAGUCUGUAUUACUUAUCAAUAUAAUAUAUUGUGUGAAUAUUUUUGUAUUUGCAAUCUUA
This is a messenger RNA of Cryptomeria japonica (Japanese cedar), 2713 nucleotides long. RefSeq lists its product as uncharacterized. Bases 867 to 2528 code for a protein of 553 amino acids. NCBI's taxonomy places the organism in Eukaryota, Viridiplantae, Streptophyta, Pinopsida, Cupressales, Cupressaceae. The transcript is spliced from 2 exons. The record is from RefSeq and is a predicted model, not a curated record.